GCCUUGUACCCUUUUCUGUCUUUGGGAGCUUGAUCAACGGCGAUUGUAAAUCAUUUAUCACCGACGAGAACUUGUCAACUUUUUGUUACUCGAUGCAACCUUCAACCCUCGACACAUAAUAUUUACAACUUGUUAACUUCACCAUUUUAUUUCCUUUGUCAAGGAAACGUACUUCAAUGUUGAGAUAGGGAUCCAAGCUUCCAAUUGACAAUGUUGUUUCCCGAGAGCGACGCGUCUCUUCUUAGAGCUUGGAUCAUAAGGCGCCUUGCCAAUACAUCCGAUGCAGAUGCGGAUGUACUUGCCGACUACGUUCUAGCUCUCCUACGACACGAUGGCGACGCCGAGUCUAUUCGGAAGAUGUUCGAGGAGGAAAUUCCUGAUUUUCUCAGAGAAGACGCGGCCGCCUUUACAGGUGACGUCUUCCAAGCCGUUAAAUAUCGUUCUUACUUGCCAGGAGCUCCUCCUGCGCCUCCGCCAGUUGCGCCCUUAAUACCUUCAUAUCAACCUCAUCUACCAUACAACACAACCCCGACGGCUCCAGCCUUCCCCCAGAACGGUUCGCGAAAGCGCACGUAUAAUGAUCGAGACGAUAACGACGUGGACAUUAUCUUAACAAGCCAAGGUUCUUAUUCCGGAGCUCAGCCCUACAAGCAGCCCCGUAGAGGGGGUAGCUUCUCACAGCGUGGUGGGAGAUUCGAUGAAUCUUACAAGCCAAGAGAUCAAAAUGGGUUUUCUGGUCUUUACCCGGUAUCUUCUAAAUCUAGUGGCCGCUUUGGACUGCCACCGCCACCGUCUUUUCAACCCUCUGCGCAUGACCAAGGUAUGGCGCCGAUAAACUUGGACAACCUUAUGGAAAAUAUCCAGAGGAUGAAUCAACUCGAUAUUCCUAUUCCUCAGUUACCUGACCUUCCUAAACCUGUUUAUUCAGGCUCUAUUCUUCCGCCACGUCGGAGAAGACAAAAGUGCAGGGAUUAUGAGACUCGUGGCUACUGUUCUCGAGGAAGCAAUUGCAAGUUUGAGCAUGGUUCUGAUUCUUUAAUGAUGCCUCCACUUCCACCUUCCGCAAAUGAUGAAUAUGAUCCUAACAAUGCCGUUUUCCCAAUGCCGCUCCUAGCGAAUCAACACCAGCCACAGGUAUUCCAGUCCCUAAAAUUACCUGCCUUUCCCACGGCGGCCCCUACCAACCGUCGCGAACAUAACAAGUCAAGACGGACAAAGGGUCGACCACCUAAUACAACAAGCGGUCCUAUACAUGACAAGACUAAAACGGCCAUCGUAGUCCAGAAUAUCCCCAACGGAUAUUUCACCGAAGAGAAAGUGCGUGAAUACUUUUCCCAGUUUGGCAACAUCACAGAUAUUUCAAUACAGGGGCCUGACCGCCUUGCGCUUGUUAAGUUUGAUACUUGGGAUGCAGCUCAUGCCGCCUGGAGCUCGCCAAAGGUAAUCUUUGAUAACCGGUUUGUGAAGGUGUUUUGGCACAAGGACGAUACCGAGUCCAGACCAAAUUCGGUCAAUGGGACAGCCGGAAAUGGCGUAAAGAAUGGAGCUACCAAUGGCAAUUCGCUUAUUGAAGAGAGUGCGCCUACCGAACCCUUUGACAUGGACGAGUUCAUGCGCAAGCAGGAAGAGGCGCAAAAGGCCCACGAAGAAAAGACCAAGAAGAGAGAAGAAUUAGAGCUCCAACGCCAAGAAUUAGAAGAACGUCAGAAAGAGCUUCGUGCGCGACAACUUGAGGAGAAGCGCAGGCUUCAGGCUAAGCUUUCUGGAAAAAGUCCGUCCUCGGAAGCAACAGAUGGUACUACUAAAAAGCCUACGUCACAGACAGAGGCUCUUAGAGCCCAAUUAGCAGCUUUAGAAGAGGAGGCUAAUGUCCUAGGGAUCGAUCCGGACGCUAUUCACGAAGACUCAUCAUGGUCUAUUAGAGGGCGUGGUAGAGGCAGCCGAGGCUAUCGCGGCCGUGGACGUUAUGUCACGAGAGCUACUAGGGGCGGGCAUAGCUACCAAGGCAGAGGGGGCAUAGAAGCUAGACACGCAGCUUAUGCUGCGUAUUCCUUGGACAACAGACCCAAGAUAAUCGCGCUGUCUGGCGUAGACUUUACAAAUCUGGAGAAGGAUGAGGCAUUACGACAAUACCUUUUUGGUAUUGGGGAGUUCAAGGAAAUUCAUACAGAUCCGGCCACAACACAUAUUACGUUCAAGGACCGUAAAACAGCAGAGCAGUUUAUGAUGGGUGUGUCUGCCAAUAACGCGAUUCCCGGACUUGAGGACAAGGUCGAAAUUACGUGGGCCACAUCUGCACCUCAGUUUGAAACGAAGACUCAUGCCGAUGAUAACGUGCCCAUGGCUGAUGGUAUAGAGGACGACCAAGGGGCCAGAGAUAAGACCAGCGCUGAAGGUAGUAGUGUGACCAUCGGGCUGGAGGAGGGAGAUGUUAGUAAUGGGCACGGUCGUGAUCAGCAUGAUAUGGACUACGAAGCUGGAGAGGAUUGGGACAUUUCCUAAAUGGAAAGGCGCUAACCAUAGUUAUGUCGAUGCAUUGUAACAUUAGUAUGUCCUACCGAGGAUAACAUAUUCUUCCACAGCAAGCUACCAAUGAUUGGUGAGCCGAAUACGACAUAUGAAUAGGCGCAAGCUAUUACGAUGCUUCAAUGUCCUUGGUCCACAAUGUUGCAUGGCCCGACGAUGGGUAAAAUACAUAUUCAAUAUUAUGAUCAUAAUUUUACAACUCGCGAAUUAGCUGGGUUAGAACAUAAAUUUGCGCCCAUACUACGUUUCAUAGGUACCUAUUUAGGUGCGCAUAUACUACCAAUACACCUGCUUCUCUCCUCGGUUAUAUCCUGGGAGACAUGGUUGAAUAUUUAAUCAUUAGUUUUCAAUAAAAAUCCAAU
Messenger RNA from Daldinia decipiens, 2888 nucleotides. RefSeq lists its product as uncharacterized. The record is from RefSeq and is a predicted model, not a curated record. Gene Ontology annotation, molecular function: RNA binding; metal ion binding. Gene Ontology annotation, biological process: mRNA processing. The transcript has 5 exons. Bases 211 to 2502 code for a protein of 763 amino acids. NCBI's taxonomy places the organism in Eukaryota, Fungi, Ascomycota, Sordariomycetes, Xylariales, Hypoxylaceae. Gene Ontology annotation, cellular component: nucleus.